Messenger RNA from Leptonychotes weddellii (Weddell seal), 633 nucleotides. The record is from RefSeq and is a predicted model, not a curated record. Lineage: Eukaryota; Metazoa; Chordata; Mammalia; Carnivora; Phocidae.
AUGGAGGGCGCAGGCACCGCUGUCCGAGGAGCAGAGAUGGGCCCGAGGGGCGCAGCCGCGGCGGCCGUGGCGCUGUGGGUCUUGCUGACGGCGGGCGAGGCGGCGGACCCUGGCGUGGCGACGCCCCGGCGCUGCCUCCUGUCACACUACCGCUCGCUGGACCCCAGGGCGCUGGCGGCCGUCAAGGCGCUGAGGGACCGCUACGAGGAGGAGACGCUGAGCUGGAGGCCGCGCAACUGCUCCUUCCGCCCGAGGAGGGAUCCUCCGCGGCCCUGGUCGUGCGCGCGCCUCCGCCUCGUGGUCCGGGGCCUGGCGGACGCCCAGGCGGUGCUGAGCCGCCUGCAGAGCCCCGAGCGGUUCCCCGUCCGGGCUUUGGUCUGCGGCCGGGAGGGUGACGGGCAGAGUCCCCGGGACACUCGGUUCUUCGCCGUCUCCAUGUCCCUCGUGUUCCCCCUGCAGCUCGAGCUGGUGCGGCCAGGCUCGUGGAGGAAGUCCCUGCGGCCACCGAGGAGGCGUCCCCAAACACGGAGAGCUGACUCGCCUCGGUGCCACGAAGCCAGCGUCAUCUUCAGCCUCCUGCGCCUGCUCACGUGGGACCUGAAGCUGGUGGCGAACUCGGGGCCUUGUCUCUGA